CCAGCACAUCUCCACCGACUAGCAGGAAAGUGCUACAGUUACAUAGAGUCCACGUAAGUACUGGGCAACUGAGCACCUACAAAAUCAACACCUAUCUGCUGCAGGGAGAACUUUAUGGCAAAGUUUCGAUCAAACUGUUUAGGACAUAUUUCUUCUCUGUACCAGUUUUCCAAUUGGUUGAUUCAACGCUAGUCAAAGCUGCUAGAUGACAUGUGUAGAUAAUAGGUAUAUUUGAGAAUACAUCUCUGUUGUUAUUUUGUUUAGGUAUAAAUAUGAAUUCUGUCCAUUCCACAACAUCACCCAGCAUGAGCAGUCAUUCAGGUGGAAUGCUUACAGUGGCAUACUGGGGUGAGUGGAUCCUCCACAGCACAAUUUCAAACUGCACUCAUCUUAUCAGGUGAAUUAGAUUCAUUGAAGCAUGGUAUCCUAUGAAUACAUUAUUUCCAUUCAACAUUUACACCCUUUGUCUUUCCAACAGAAUCUGGCAGGAGUGGGAGAUUGUGAACAACACCUUUUUGGCCAUGUGGAUGAGAGAAGGAGAUGCCUGUGGGAAUGAAAAUAGGAGAACAAAGGUAAUACAUUGCUUGUGCUCAUUCCUUCCAGAGGCCAACUUACAAAGCAGGAUUGGUGAGCGUUUGUGAGUAGUACAUUUACAUUUACGUCAUUUAGCAGACGCUCUUAUCCAGAGCGACUUACAGUUAAUGAGUGCAUACAUUUUUCAUACUGGCCCCCCGUGGGAAUCGAACCCACAACCCUGGCGUUGCAAGCGCCAUGCUCUACCAACUGAGCUACAAGAGUAUAACGUGCACUACCCAGUCAGCAAGCUUUGUGAAAGGCCUUUAAAGACAUCGUAGAGUUGAAUGUUGCUGUUACUGUUCUUGGUGGAAAUAUUUUUUCUUGUUUCACUAGGUCAUUCUGACCUGCGGUGGAAGUAGCAAGUUGGCUCACGUGUCAGAGCCCACUACCUGUGUGUAUUCUCUAACCUUUGAGACCCCACUUGUAUGCCACCCGCAUUCUCUCUUAGGUAAGACAAACAAAAGCAGGGACUCUUAUAUGAACAUUUAAGAUGGUGCUUGUUUGCGUUCUGAGUCACACUUGUGUCCUCUCAUCAAGUGUACCCAACUCUGAGUGACAAGCUGCAGAUGGAAUGGGAUGAAGCCGAACAAGCCCUCUAUGAGAACCUCAUUACUGAGCAGGUACGACGUUACUUACUAACAUGGGUCCUGAUAAAGCAUUGACAUUGCCCUGUCAUAGCACAUAUAUGAGUGUUGGAAUACACAGGAGUGUAAAGGUGCUCGCAGACAGAAAGCGGCAGGCGGGGUGGCCUAUUCAUUUUCAAUGAGGCGGGGGGUGGAAUUCUAUCCAGGCGGAGUGGUCGGCGGUGCUCGUGCACAUGAAAGCCAAUUUGGGCGAUAUCCACUCCGGAGUUUCGCUUCCUGUCUGGAAAGCGCUUAAGAAGUCCUCUAACGUGUAAAUGUGUAUUACAGGGCUACAAUAAUAUACUGAGGGAUAUUUUUGAGGAUGCUGGUUUCCUAAAGAGCCAAAAGGUAAAGGAGAAGCCGGAGAUCACAACUACCUCAAAGACACAUGAUUCCUUGCAGAAAUGCAAUGAGGUAAGUUCACUGGAGAGAAUCCAAAACCACUUGUGA
This is a messenger RNA of Coregonus sp. 'balchen', 1649 nucleotides long. The record is from the annotation of a GenBank genome assembly. Lineage: Eukaryota; Metazoa; Chordata; Actinopteri; Salmoniformes; Salmonidae.